Messenger RNA from Agelaius phoeniceus (red-winged blackbird), 3166 nucleotides. It is a transcript of the gene DEGS1, whose product is annotated as delta 4-desaturase, sphingolipid 1. Gene Ontology annotation, cellular component: membrane. Gene Ontology annotation, biological process: ceramide biosynthetic process. Gene Ontology annotation, molecular function: sphingolipid delta-4 desaturase activity. NCBI's taxonomy places the organism in Eukaryota, Metazoa, Chordata, Aves, Passeriformes, Icteridae. The record is from RefSeq and is a predicted model, not a curated record.
CGCUAUAAAGUGCGGUAGCGGGGGCUCGGCGCAGCGGGUGGGCAGCCGGUGUGGGGGGUUUGUGCUGCCGUCAUGGGGAACACUGUGGCCAGGGAGGAUUUCGAGUGGGUCUACACGGACCAGCCGCACGCCGACCGCCGCAAGGAGAUCCUGGCUAAACAUCCAGAGAUCAAAGCAUUGAUGAAGCCAGACUACAACCUGAUCUGGGUGGUUGUGCUGAUGGUUCUGGCGCAGCUGACUGCGUUCUACCUGGUUAAAGACUUGGAUUGGAAAUGGGUGGUCUUCUGGGCGUACGUUUUUGGAAGCUGUAUUAGUCACUCCAUGACUCUGGCUAUCCACGAGAUCUCCCACAACAGUGCCUUUGGCAACUGCAAAGCCAUGUGGAAUCGAUGGUUUGGAAUAUUUGCCAACCUCCCUCUUGGCCUCCCCUACUCCAUCUCCUUCAAGAGGUACCACAUGGAUCACCAUCGUUACCUCGGCGGUGAUGGCAUCGAUGUGGACAUUCCUACCAACUUCGAGGGCUGGUUUUUCUGCACCCGUUUUAGGAAGUUCAUAUGGAUUGUUCUUCAGCCUUUUUUCUAUGCCAUUAGACCUCUCUGCAUCAAUCCUAAACCCAUUAGUCGACUUGAAAUAAUCAAUUUAUUGGCUCAGCUCGCCUUUGAUGUGGUAAUAUAUUAUUUAUGGGGAGUCAAAUCCAUUUUUUACAUGCUUGCUGGUUCAGUACUUGGUCUUGGGUUGCACCCAAUUUCGGGACACUUCAUAGCUGAACAUUACAUGUUUUUAAAAGGACAUGAGACCUAUUCCUACUAUGGGCCACUUAAUUUGCUCACUUUUAAUGUUGGCUAUCACAAUGAACAUCAUGACUUCCCCAAUAUUCCUGGCAAGAGCCUUCCACUGGUGAAGAAAAUAGCAGCUGAAUACUAUGACCACCUGCCCCAAUAUAACUCUUGGAUAAAAGUACUGUAUGACUUCGUGAUGGAUGACACAAUCAGCCCAUAUUCACGCAUGAAAAGGCAAUUAAAGGGUGAAGUGAAGCAAGAUUAAACUUCUGGCAACCAAAAAAACUUUGAAAUGUCUGCUUGCUUUAAAGUGGCUGGUAUAAAGGUUUCCUGCUAAAGCUGUUCACCUGUGUCCUGAAUUAAGAUGUACAGCAACAUAGCAAUGCAUCCUUAAGGAUUUUGUAGCAGACUCCAACCAGCUAUAACAUUCCUCACAGUCCUCAGAUUUGUUGGUUUAAUGUGUCCCUGUUUGCCUAAGGAUCAGUGUUAUAUGCAUUAAUGCAAAAUCUCUUUGUUACAGAAUUUACUUUGGUAGGUGUUAAAUCUAUAUAAAAUGUCUGUCUGACUCAUAACAGUUUAAAAGUUCUCAAUGUAUUGUACUGCCCUCAACAUGCUAUUUAGAUGACUAGUUUUAAAAUGCUGUGCCUACCUGUUAAUUCUAAACUAACAUGAUUUGUUAACUUAAACAUUCUGUUGAAAAUGUUUCCAAACUGAUGGUUGGAAGAACUAAAUUUGCACAGAAUUGUUCAGUCUGCCUUUGUUUUAAAUAUGUCAUUUAAAGCAAUGCUUUAAAGUUCCACCUUUUCUGCUGAGAGUACCUUAAAGGAGCAAUCUAUCAGAAUGAAACUGGUAUCUUUGAGAUGGCUUCUGUGACUUCUUUGUUAAAAAAAAAGGUGGGGAAUUCAAGAGUAUUGCUAAAUCCAAGGGUCCCACCCACUGCCCGAGCUGCUUCUGUUGGCAUGUAGAGUGAGCAGGUGGCAUUUAGGUAACUUAAUGUACCUGAUGUGGGGUUUCAUGUUGGAAAAAGUCUUGUUUAGAGAGCUUGGGGGUUUUCUGAUCUUUGAAGAAAAAUUAUUACCAUGUUACUAUGGCUUCAAAUAUAAAUAUUUACACUUACUUGGAAAUUUGGCUUUUAUGGAUGAAAACAGAUACUAUUUUGGCAAACAAGUCUAGCUACAGCCACUGACAAUACUGCCUAUUAGCACAUUUAGUCAUUUGUGUACACAGAAAGGUUGUUAAAUAAUCUUGUUUGGUUUUUUCCCCCUAAACCUACAGUACCCUCCAUAAAUACUUGUCUUUCUUAUAUAUUAAAAGGCGGUCAGAGGUGGUGUUAUCAAACUUCCUGCCAAGGAAAUCUUUCAUUGGGAACAGGUAGACAUGCUGGACAGUGAAGAACCUUUCCAUACCUCAGCACAGUAGAUUUGCCUUCUUGGCUUUAAGCGGUCAAACCUGGCUACAAAUCACCCUUAAAUCUCAAAUGGUGGCUCUGUGUAUGUUCUUCAUGGAUCUGAAAGAUGGAAUCUGAGGAAGGUGGAAGUAGUAGCUGCUCUAACUCAAUUUUAGAUGCCUUCAGCUCCUGGGUUUUGGGGUGGUUUUUUGGGUGAUUGUUUGUUUUGAGAAGGUGAGUGCCUGAAAAGAUUGUACCGGUACCUCUUAACUCGGUCUCGACUGUGGUGCUGUUUUAAUGUGUGUUUUGUUUAAGUGUGGGCCCUUAUCUAUCUGUGGCUAAACAAUAGAAGUGGUAUGAAAGUCUGCCAGCCACCUACAGAGUGACUUCAUUAUGCCCACAACCUGUGAGGUAGCCAGUGUGUUGCUCAGGGUGGAGUGUAAUGUCAAAAUAGAAUUUGUCCAGUAUUUUUACAUGUAAUUAAAAAGAAAAGGUUAAAGUAAUACUGGGUGAAUUUUUAAUUGGUCUUCUUAUGCUGAAGGAUUUUAAGCUUUAGAGAAAUUUGGUAUUUCUAAAGCAGAUUUGAGACCUUUCUAUGGAAUGGUGAUAUAGAUGAGCUGUAAAGAAUAAUUGCCUUUCCUCCCUAUGCAGAGGAAAACUGACUUGGGUUGAAAUACUUGUAAAGGCUUAAGAAGUUGCAAACCAGUUUCUUUUCAAGCCAUUUAAUGUCACUGUUUGUUUUUUUUUAAAUUAUCUUUGGUGUUGAUGAUUUAUUCAUAGCUGGAUGAAGGAUGGAAAGUGUCUACAAAGUUUUACAGUUUUAUGGCUAAGAGCUAAAGUUAAGAAAUUCAGUUAUCCUACAUGAAUAUUUAAGAUAAGCAGAGUUCAGAGCAAAGAUUUUAUAGUUAGUUGUCUUAGUUAUCUAUUUAAUGGAAUUCCUGCCUUUUAAAAGGGCUGAAGUUGCCAUCUUUCUUGCUUAAAAUUGCAGUUUUUGUUUUAA